CCCCCCCCACACAGCAGUGCCGUAUCCAAGAGCUUGCAGUUUUCUUGAGAAACUCAGCAGUCGCGAUAAAGUUCUGGCUGAGGCUGCGAAAGUAUUACGCCCUCUAUCACCCUGAUCCCAGUUGGAGUGACCUGUUCCUUGCUCUGACUAGAGCUCAUGAGACAGAGGCUGUAGAGCGAGCUAUAGAGAUUAUGACUGCUGCAAAGGCAGCUCACAACUUCAAGCCUCCUUUUGAAGAAGAUGCCAAACCGGCACUCUCUGAGCUAGUGGAAUUCCCGACAGCUUCUGGGAAUAUCGACGUCACCACAAAAGUCGGGAUGAAGUACGAAAAGUUGGGGACUUUGUUACUGGGAGACACUGACGGGGUUGUCGUACCGACAAUCAUAUUUGAGUGCCAACAGAAAGCAGAUAAGAUCACGCUGGAGAUAUUGAGACGGUGGCUCAGUGGUAAGGGACGACAGCCGGUGACCUGGAAGACUCUGACCGGAUGUAUGAGGUCCAGUGGUCUUCCUGAACUGGCCUCUCUCAUGGAAAAAUCCCUCCGUGACAUUGUUGAUUUCUAAUUUUGUCUUUCUAUCUUCACACGAGCUAUAAUUAUUAUUUUGGACGGUGUUUCUAACUGAAAUCAUCAGUGAGCUCGUGCUCCAUGUUAUGAUCUCUUUCUGCACUUGCUGUGUUACAAUAAACGA
Messenger RNA from Geodia barretti, 689 nucleotides. Lineage: Eukaryota; Metazoa; Porifera; Demospongiae; Tetractinellida; Geodiidae. The record is from the annotation of a GenBank genome assembly.